GCACACCGGGAUGUUUUUGUCAGCAAAAUGUCAUUUCGAUUUCGAUCGUUCCUAGGGAAAAAUUGUUUUUAAAAGGAAAAUUGUCUAUAAAAUGGCAACAGCAACAUCCAGGAAAAGGCGGAAUGAAAUCAAUCAAAAGAGUGAUACUUCGACUACGACUGUGAAGGAAUUGUCGCCAGAGAAAAAUACUUUUUCCUGCAUUAUCUGCAACAAUGAGUUCAGCGAUCGUGAAGAGCUCCGGAAGCAUUUUUUGAAGCACGGAAGCAACGAAAUUGACUAUCGUGGACGCCCAAAGCCAACACAGAAGGCAUUAGCGAAGAAUAUUCAUCCAGCAGCCAAGAAUACAGCCAUACAGUGCGAAUGGUGUCCGGAAAAAUUCCCAAAUAUCUCCCAAGCCAUUCAGCACAAGCAUCGGAAGCAUAAUAAUGUAGCCACGAAUUAUCACUGUGAAUUCUGUGGCAAGUUGUUUCCCUUCCGGAUUUCACUGAUUCAGCACCAAUUCAACUGCCUGAAGCAAACGGAUGUUCCAAUGAUGGGUAUGCCACAGACAACUUACAAUUGUGAAACCUGCUCAGCCAUAUUCCUCACGAUGCAGGCAAAAUUGGCCCACGAGCAGAAAUCCCAUUUUGCCGAAUAUCAUCGCACGACAAUUGUGCCUCCUCCAUCCAAGAAGCUCAAACGGAUGAACGACGGAAACUUCUAUUCCAUCUACUUUUGCUAUCUGUGCGGAGCUGAAUAUUCAAUGAAGCACAACCUCAAGACACACUUGGAGAAGCAACAUACUCUGGAGCAGAGAACAAUGUUCCCUGCCAAUGGGAUCAUAAAGUGCAAGGUCUGCGAUGCUAUUUUCCACACAAAGAAUGCCUAUCGUGUCCACAAUUUGCAUCACAAAAAGGACGAUGUAAUUAUAAAGUCGGAAGCAGAGAGAAUGAAGUUGGUACAGCAUGUUGACCAGGAUAUUGAUAUUACGAGAAUUGUGCCCAAUCCCAAACUCCCAAAAACGAUAAGUCUAACAUACCAGGGAAAGAUUUCCAAAAUAGUAAGCCAAGGAGAAACGUCUGCAGAAAAAUCUGCAAAAAAUAAAUAAAUAAAUUUGACUUAAUUUAAUUUUACAAUAAAAUAAUAGACUUUUUUUUGAUUAUGCAUA
Messenger RNA from Phlebotomus papatasi, 1147 nucleotides. Its product is annotated as zinc finger protein 60-like. The transcript is spliced from 2 exons. NCBI's taxonomy places the organism in Eukaryota, Metazoa, Arthropoda, Insecta, Diptera, Psychodidae. Gene Ontology annotation, biological process: regulation of transcription by RNA polymerase II. Gene Ontology annotation, molecular function: DNA-binding transcription factor activity, RNA polymerase II-specific; RNA polymerase II transcription regulatory region sequence-specific DNA binding. The coding region runs from base 92 to 1087 and encodes 331 amino acids. Gene Ontology annotation, cellular component: nucleus. The record is from RefSeq and is a predicted model, not a curated record.